CCCUCCUGGCUGCGCGGCGACGGGUGCCGCCGAGGGACGCUCCCCGCCGUCCGCUGCUGCUGCGGCAUGGCCGGAGACGGGGGUGGUGCGGGCGGGCGCAGAAGGCGGCGAGGGCGACGCGGGGCAGCCGAGGACGAGAGCCCCGAGGCAGCGGCAGAGCGGCAGAGGCGGCGGCUGCAGGAGGCGCUCUCCGAACUGAAGGACUCCGACUUCUGGGACUCCAGCCGAAGAACCAUCUGGAAGGCCCUGCGGAGCCCCCCGGCAGCCGAGCAGGAGGGUCCCGGGGGCAGAGCGGGGGGCCUGCGGUGCGUGUGCUACGGCUUGGGCAGCUUCUGCUCCUGCGGGAAGGCGCGCCUGCAGCUGGCCUUCCUCUUGCUGCUGCUGGAGGAGCUCAAGAUUCCCCCCGAGAUGUGCUUCGUCUUUGACCCGGUCUUUUCCACGCUGGAGAUUGAGGUGCUGAGCGGCCUCGGCCUCACCAUGCUGCCCUGGAACGAGGAGGGGAAGCGGAGCAUCGAGGGCCCCACGCUCUUCUACAUGAUCCACUGUGGGAAGGCGCUGUACAACAACCUGCUGUGGAGCAACUGGUCUGCGGAGGCCCUCUCCCAGAUGGUGGUCGUAGGGAACAGCUUCAGGGGCUUUGAGGAGAGGCUGCUGGCCAAAGUCUUCCGUGAGAAUUACAGCUACAUUGCCAAGGUGUUGGAGGCGACCCAAGAGGAACCCCUUCUGCCCCACACGCAGCACCCUGAUGUCUUCAACGACACCUCUGUCCACCGCUUUCCUCUGCAGAAACUGAGGGGCCUCCCCCAGGAUUGCUGGGCCUGCCAGCCGGAGCCCCUUUACCCGGAAGAGGCUCAGCUGGAGAUCAUCAGAAACAAACCCCAAUAAUAUUUCCCUCCCUCAUGCACAGGAAUUUGGGGGGGGGGGGGGCGGCGGCAAGAAUGUGGGGGGCCCAAACCCCCCCCCCCCAGGCGGGGGGUGGGCCCCACCCCUGGCGGGGGGCGGGAUGGGGGGGGGGGGAGGGCGCAGGAGGUGGAAAACAAUGUCGGGCCUUG
Molecule: messenger RNA, 1052 nt
Organism: Notechis scutatus (mainland tiger snake)
Lineage: Eukaryota; Metazoa; Chordata; Lepidosauria; Squamata; Elapidae
Source: RefSeq, a predicted model, not a curated record